This is a messenger RNA of Blastomyces gilchristii SLH14081, 484 nucleotides long. RefSeq lists its product as uncharacterized. Lineage: Eukaryota; Fungi; Ascomycota; Eurotiomycetes; Onygenales; Ajellomycetaceae. The coding region runs from base 78 to 425 and encodes 115 amino acids. The transcript is spliced from 2 exons. The record is from RefSeq and is a predicted model, not a curated record.
UUUUUUUUUUUUUUUUUCUUUUUGAUACAGGAACCUCCAGAAUUCUCAAACGCAGCGUACUGAUACUUAGCAUCUCCAUGACAACGACGGCGUCCCCUCCCCUUUAUCUCAUCAUACAUGCCUACAUACCCUCUAACCUCCUCCAAACCCAGUGGACUAAUAUUGCCGAAAUCGCAUACUCAAUAUGGGCCAUGCCCAUAUGUGCUGCGCUUCUUUUCCCUCCCCCCGCGGGGAAAAAAUCAGCAAUAUCCCGUUCGUCAACCAAGCAUUCAAGUCAUGUGCACCUGAGACCAGACAUGCGAUUUUUCAAUUCCCAAGGCGGAACUUCUAUUGUACGUGCCCGCGGCAGGAAUAAAUUAUUAUUUAUCCUCAACAUAAUGUACAGGUACAGGUACAUACGUACAUAUACAUAUACCUGUACCUAGCGGAAAAGGGGGCGGCACACUUCAAAUAUGUACUGACUGGCCCUUUAGAUACUUCGGUA